Messenger RNA from Marasmius oreades (fairy-ring Marasmius), 1625 nucleotides. RefSeq lists its product as uncharacterized. Gene Ontology annotation, biological process: regulation of transcription by RNA polymerase II; anatomical structure morphogenesis; cell differentiation. Gene Ontology annotation, molecular function: DNA-binding transcription factor activity, RNA polymerase II-specific; RNA polymerase II cis-regulatory region sequence-specific DNA binding. The record is from RefSeq and is a predicted model, not a curated record. Bases 609 to 1625 code for a protein of 338 amino acids. Lineage: Eukaryota; Fungi; Basidiomycota; Agaricomycetes; Agaricales; Marasmiaceae. The transcript has 4 exons.
CAACAUCCAGUACUUUGUUCAGCAGACAGCUAGGCCUGCUCCAUCGUUACUUUUGUUGAGGAUUGGUUAUCCGUGCGGGUCGGGAAAUCGGAUUUCAAUGGUCACAUUUUCGGUGGACCAUUGUGGCAUCAAUUUCGACGGGGAAUGAUUCUUCUCAUUUCACCUCAUCCUCGUCCGCUUUUACUUCUUCGUUCAAGCGGUAUCUACCUUUUGGAGUUUUGAGAAGAUGUGGCAGUCGGUAUUCUAGGGGCUAUAACGAUGCUUUGGCUUAGAGCGGGAUGCUUCAAGUUUCUUUAUUCAGCAACAAGGACGCGAGCGCGAAUGAUGCACAGAAUCCCUUCAGCAAGAGAGCCAACAAACUGAAUCAUUGAUGUGGAAGAUAGAAGUGUUUCUGGAACACUUCUCUGCUUUGCCCUCAGAGUUUGGGCCCCCACCUGGGUCAAAUUCUACCCUGGCCCUGAUCCAUCCACCGAAUGGUACAUGUGGCAGGGCGGACAAAGGCCACAUUUUCUCCUGUGGCAUUCAACGAGCGACAACCAGCCUAUAAAGGGAUUCUGAAAAAAGAGAAAGACCCGCUACCAGUCAUUUCAUUUUCUCCUUAACACCCGAUGCAAGCCUCAGCCUCAGCCGUACAACCUCCUCCUCCUCCAACACAAAAACACAUCCCACGGCCCCCAAACGCAUUCAUACUUUUCCGUGCAGCUACCCAAAGUCAACUCGAGCUUUCGUCCAAACCUCAAGCUCGCCGCUCUGUUGAUAUUGCUGAACUAUGGAGACGCCUGGACGAAGAGGAGAGAAGUAGUUGGUAUCGAAAAGCUGAGAAUGCGAAAAUCGAACAUGCGAAGGCGUAUCCUGGGUGGAAGUAUCAACCAGGGAAGAAAGCCGCUGGAAGCAACAAGCGACCGGGAAAGGGGAAGGGGAAGGGGGAAAAGAUGAAGGGUACGGUGUUGGGGGGAUAUUGCCGAUGCCUUGCGGAUGUCACUCAUGAUCAGAGUCAUGUUAAGCCUCAUGUCGGGGUUGGACCAAGUACGAGACUCGAUGAGAGAUUCAGUGGUGGUACGGGUGGCUCGGAAAUUGGCGUCGGUGUCGGAAUGGAGUCGAGGAGAAACAACCAGUGCCUUUAUUACCACCCUGAACUUGAAGCAACGAAUCCUGGACCAUGGAGUUUCAGUCUUCCUCUUCACUCCAACCCUAGGGAGGCUCAGCUACCUUUCCAGCUCCCAGUCGAGAGGCUGGGCCCGCCACCGAUUCCUAACUCUACCCCUGAUUUCGAUUUCUAUCAUUCCUUUCAAUCGAAUUACAAUACGGGUUCACAGAGUUCUUCUGCUGCCAACGUUGGGCUGGACACCCAAGCUCAAUUUCAUGCUCAAACGUCAAUAUUAGACCCAUCAGAUGUCGUACUAGGCUUUGGCGUGGCCAAUAGGGACAUGGGUUUAGACUAUGAAGUAUCAUGGGGAACGCUGGACUGGCUAAAGUUUGUUGAUCAGGCUUUGUGGUCCGAUGAGGAGAGGGAUUUUGUGAGAAGGACGUUUCGGCGGCCAGCAGGUUAUGAUUAUGACGCAGAGUCAAAUUAUAUGCAGAUGGACGGUUUGAAUGACUUUCUAUACUUUAAUACGUGUGCUUAA